This is a messenger RNA of Daktulosphaira vitifoliae (grape phylloxera), 650 nucleotides long. RefSeq lists its product as uncharacterized. NCBI's taxonomy places the organism in Eukaryota, Metazoa, Arthropoda, Insecta, Hemiptera, Phylloxeridae. The record is from RefSeq and is a predicted model, not a curated record. The transcript has 3 exons. The coding region runs from base 172 to 546 and encodes 124 amino acids.
UGAAUGCGGUUAGUCAUGACUUAAGUGUUGCAUUUUACUUAUAUAAUACGCGGUAUCUAAACAUAUUAUAUGUUCAUUUCCUUCUAACUCAAUCGCUCUCAGACAUCUUCCAAUUUAUGCAAAAUUUAUUCAGUUCAAAACAUUAUUAAUAUUGUAAAAUAUUUUAAUAAAAUGAACGCAAAAAUUGUCGUAGUCAUUUUGUUAGGUUUCUGUUUAGCAACGAAAUUUUUUGAAGCAGCUAGUAUUACUUUGCAAAAUAAAUACAAGUUUUUGACUAAUGAAGAUAAACUAUAUUGUAUAAAAGAAAUGAAAAAUCAACCAGAAUAUACAUCUGGUUUCAUAAUAGAAAAGAUUAUAAAAAAUUAUACUCAAAGGGUUAAUCUCAACAAACUAGAUGAGAGAAUGUAUCAUGAUCUGCUCUACAAUAAAAAUAAGAAGUAUUGUACUGACGAUUUGUAUAUGUACUUAGAUCGUCAAUUAUCAUACCAGAAAAAUGUCAAAAAACCAAAUAGAGGAUGUAAUAGAAUAGGUAAUUUUGAUAGAUAAAAUAUUAAGCAUUUCAUAAUUAUACUAAAUAUAUAAUUUGUAUUUAAAAUUUAUAAAUUAAAUUAACAAUUGUUAAAUGAAUUUUAAUGUAGAAGAAUACAAAU